AUUUCUGGCAGAGCGCAAGUUUAAGAAACAAACGGACACAUUUGUUUAGCCUUUUUAUGGCACCCGCCAUUAUCAGUGAGGAUCAUCAACCAAAUCACGAAACAAUUGACCCAGUUUCUAUACACUUUGCUACAACUUUGCAUGGAAUAUUUGACCAGAAUAAUAAGAACAAUGGUUUGGGGAGCAGUUGUUGGAAUGGCGGCCGCUCAGGUCAUAGGUAUGAUCUGGUACUCCAAAGUUGUCCUCGGUAAACCGUGGAUGAAGGCAACAUUUCCAGGGAAAACUUACGAACAAAUUGCACAGUUGCAGAAAGAAUCGAUGCACUCUGAAAUUAUCGUCUGCCUUAUAUCCCAGGUGGCACUUAUGAUGGCGAUAAAUUAUGUCAUUGGGCCCUACCUUGGCGUAAAGACGUUAGAAAUGGCAGUAAAAGUCGGUCUUGGUAUGUCCCUUUUAGCCGCACUGAUUGACGUUCCUCACUGCGCUUUCAGCAGAAGACCUUUGGCGGGAUUUGUUAUAGACCAUCUUUACAACACGCUUGUUUAUGUCAUCGCCUGCUUAUCAUUUGUCUACUUCAAAUGAACGAUUAACCAUUCCUACUCCAUGCAGUUCUAGUGAUUAAGGACAUUAACAAUCAGGGAGCAGCUAAAUUCAGUUGUUGAAACCAGUUCUUUGUAUACUGAAUGAAAGAAAGAUGUUACAGUGCCAUUUAAAAAAAUA
This is a messenger RNA of Ruditapes philippinarum (Manila clam), 717 nucleotides long. RefSeq lists its product as uncharacterized. The transcript is spliced from 3 exons. NCBI's taxonomy places the organism in Eukaryota, Metazoa, Mollusca, Bivalvia, Venerida, Veneridae. The coding region runs from base 142 to 579 and encodes 145 amino acids. The record is from RefSeq and is a predicted model, not a curated record.